Messenger RNA from Salvelinus fontinalis (brook trout), 2494 nucleotides. RefSeq names its product cysteine-rich secretory protein LCCL domain-containing 1-like. The record is from RefSeq and is a predicted model, not a curated record. Lineage: Eukaryota; Metazoa; Chordata; Actinopteri; Salmoniformes; Salmonidae. Gene Ontology annotation, cellular component: extracellular region. The coding region runs from base 424 to 1935 and encodes 503 amino acids. The transcript has 15 exons.
CCUUGCAGUCACUUUGAGUGGGAUGGCUGGAAUCAGAACCAGAGUCUUUCAAUAGUUCAACCUGCGAACGUUCUGGAGGAGGCGUGGUCUGCCGCGUAAUUUAUCGCUAAAUCCGAAUUUGGCAUAUAAAUGCAGGGAGCGCUCGUAUUUGAGAUAUUAUACAGGUAACUCUCUCGACUUUUUGUUGGAUGUACGAUACUUUACCCGGGCAAACUUUCUUAUUACGAAAGUUUUGGCUCCUGUUAUGAGAGAUGUCAUAAAUCUUAGGAUGUAUGAAGAGUAGCUUUCAUUCGGCUGGAAUAAAACUUUUGGAGUUGGACAUUGUUUCCUGGGGAUAGUUGACCAGAUUUAACAACAGUGUUCGGUGAAAGCCAACAGAAUACAGAUUUUUGUAUUGAAGGCUUGAGAGGCUGAUCAGUCAUUAUGAAGUGUGGAACUCAGGACUGGCUACGAGGGUUUGGGCUGCUAUUCUUUGUGCAAACAGUACUUUCUAUGGUGAUCCCUAACUCUACUCACCUGGAGAUGUUACUGGAGAAGUAUAUGAACAAAGAUGAUGAGUGGUGGGUGUCCAAACAGCGAGGGAAGAGAGCCAUCACUGAGGGUGAUAUGCACCUCAUACUCGAUUUGCACAACAACCUGAGAGGUCAAGUUUAUCCUCAAGCUUCAAAUAUGGAGUAUAUGGUUUGGGAUACAGAUCUGGAGAGGAGUGCUGAGCACUGGGCACACACCUGCCUGUGGGAGCAUGGACCACAACACAUGCUAACUCAGAUUGGACAAAACCUGGGUGCCCACUGGGGAAGAGACCGACCACCAACAUUUCACGUUCAGGCCUGGUAUGAUGAAGUGAGAGACUACAGCUAUCCCUAUCCACAGGAGUGUAACCCACACUGCCCUUUCAGAUGUUCUGGUCCUGUCUGCACUCACUACACACAGAUGGUUUGGGCAACAAGCAGCCAUAUUGGAUGUGCUAUUAAUGUGUGCUACAACAUGAAUGUGUGGGGCAUGAUUUGGACUAAAGCUGUGUACUUGGUUUGCAACUACUCACCGCCGGGAAACUGGUGGGGGCAUGCCCCAUACAAACAUGGCAGCCCGUGCUCUGCCUGUCCGCCCAGCUACGGUGGAGGCUGUAGGGAUAAUCUCUGCUAUACAGAGAAUGGAGUAGACCGACGUCCUGCCCCUGAACUAGAGGAGACAAACUACAUCGAGCCGAAGGCCCAAGAGCCAAGGUCGAGACCGCAACCCCCAAUACCAUCACUCAAUGACAACAUGGAGAGGAAUGAGGUGGUCAGCACAGUGCAAAUGUGUCAACAGAUGGACUGUGAGACAAAGCUGCGUGAUCGUUGUAAAGAAACCACUUGUAAUAGGUACGAGUGUCCUCCUGGAUGCUUGUCCAGCCCAGGAAAAGUCAUAGGGACUGCGUAUUAUGAUAUGCAAUCAAGUGUUUGUGGAGCUGGUUUACACGCUGGAAUAAUAGACAAUGAUGGAGGCUGGCUGGAUGUUACAAGACAAGGAAGAAAACCACAUUUCACAAAGUCAUACAAAAAUGGAAUUCAGUCUCUUGGGAUGAACAGGAGUGCAAAUGCUUUCAAAGUAUUCUCUGUACCAGUAAAGGCAGUACCGUGUGAGACCACUGUUGCACGGUUCUGUCCCUACAAAAGACCUGCACGGCACUGUCCAAGGUUGUAUUGUCCCCGCAAUUGUCUGCAUGAGACCCGUGCCAGAGUCAUUGGAACACAAUAUUAUUCGGAUAAAUCCAGUAUAUGUCGAGCAGCCAUCCAUGCUGGUGUAAUUCAGAAUGACUCAGGAGGCUACCUGGAUGUGCAACCCGUGGACAAGAGGAGACAGUACAGCGGUAGCUAUCAGAAUGGAAUCGCUUCAGAAAGCCUACAGAAUCCCUCAGGUGGCAAAGCAUUCAGAGUAUUUGCAGUCAUUUGAAUUCACAUUGCAAGGACACUGGCAGAAAGGUACGGGAUGAAAAAGAGCACUUGUCAUUUCACGUCCAGUAAUCACAUUGCUUAUGGUUUCCUUCUCUUGCCAAGCUGCACAACCUAUUUAAAGAUAUACAUUUGAACAGUGUAUCUUUAAGCUUGUUUAUUUGAUGUAUAUAAUAUGUUGUAAAUAAGUUGAAUGUAAAAAUGUUAAAGCAAUCUCUCAUAGAUAUUUGUAUCAGAACAGAAAAAUAUGUACGGUAAUGUGCAUGCAUAGUAAAUGUUUUCAUUCUAUGAUAUUUAAAAUGUAUUGUUUUUAUUUUAUUUUGUAUGCAUAUUUUUAAGUAUUUUAUACGUUUUGAUGGCUGAUGUUGUAUUUCAUGAUACAAAAUGUAUAGUCUUUAUUCAUAGAUUUUUACAGUUCAAGCCUGGCUGGCCAGGAGUGUCAGAAAAUGUCAUAGCCUGAACCGAAAAGGGUGUGAGACAGCCGAAAUAUGCAUUAUUUAUUUACAUUUAUAAAUAAAUCAAUGGUAAAUUCUGAAAAGACAGAGCAUUCUUUCAUUCAA